AUGAAUUUCAAUAGGAAGAAAGGUAGUAUAGAGGAUCCUCAAGGGGAAGAGGAUUCUCAUUCAUCCUCAUCUGGUGAAGGAUUAUUCACCUCGUCCUUUGUGCCAAAGAGGAUGGAGCAAAUCAGCCAAAACCCACCCCACCAAAGACCUAUAAACCCGAAUUAUACAUCCCAAGUUCCUCACCAAUUUCAUGGGGGUUCACCUUCACAAAAUGUCCCAUUAUUUCACAUGUCUCAACAUUUUACCCAACCCAUGGAUCAAUCUCCAGGAGUAAAUGUUAGUAGCACUACUUCUCCAACAGAAGAUGUGCGGGAAGCGCAACAUCUAGAAGAUCUCGAUGAUGAUGUUGUUAACAUUACUGGAGAAGACCCCAGUGAUAAAAAAGCUAGUGCAUGGAGUAUAGCUGAGGAUAAGACGCUUGUUUCAGGCUACAUCAAUGCCGGUGGGAAUGUUACCAUGAAUACGAAACGAACUAAAGCCGGUUUAUGGGCUGCAAUUAGGAAGUUAUACGAAGAGGCACGAGUAGAAAACCUUGAAGAGAUAAGUGCACAGACCAUUAAGUCCAUGCAACAACGUUGGGAUUUUAUCAACAGAUGGGUUUCAAAAUGGGUUAUGGCGUACAGUUACAUCCUACGACACCCGAAAAGUGGAAACUCAGGCGGAGACGCUGUCCAACGUGCCCAUGAGUAUUAUGCAAAACUCAAUCAUGGAAAGCACUUUACUUUGAUGCAUUGUUUGGAAACAAUGCAAAAUUUUCCUAAAUGGGACCCACAUAUGGUCCAACAGCUUCCUUUGGAGAGCGAGGGAAAUGGGACACGAUCCGAACCAGAAUCACCAAGUGUGGGUGCUGGAAGAAAGCGGCCUAUGGGCAUAAAAAAAUCAAAGAGUGUAGCUGCAGAAGGUAGUAAUUCUUCCACAUCGAUAAACCUUGAAUCUUUCAACACAACUCUUGACGAAACUAGUGAUAAGCGGCUUGAUCAAGGAGAACAAAUGAUCGACUUAAUAAGUAAAAGGAAUAAAAAAUAUUGUAUCCUAAUUUCGUGUGUUAUUGUAUCAAAAUAUUGGUAA
Chenopodium quinoa (quinoa) is the source of this 1068-nucleotide messenger RNA. RefSeq lists its product as uncharacterized. Lineage: Eukaryota; Viridiplantae; Streptophyta; Magnoliopsida; Caryophyllales; Amaranthaceae. The record is from RefSeq and is a predicted model, not a curated record. Bases 1 to 1068 code for a protein of 355 amino acids. The transcript is spliced from 3 exons.